This is a messenger RNA of Parathielavia appendiculata, 671 nucleotides long. RefSeq lists its product as uncharacterized. The transcript is spliced from 4 exons. Lineage: Eukaryota; Fungi; Ascomycota; Sordariomycetes; Sordariales; Chaetomiaceae. Bases 209 to 655 code for a protein of 148 amino acids. Gene Ontology annotation, cellular component: respiratory chain complex IV; mitochondrial intermembrane space; mitochondrion. Gene Ontology annotation, biological process: mitochondrial respiratory chain complex IV assembly. The record is from RefSeq and is a predicted model, not a curated record.
UAUCGCGUUGAAGUGGCCCAGUCGAGGGCGGGUCAAAUGCGUCUUCGAGCCAGAAUGUCGCAAGAUCUGAGGACCAGUGGUCUAUUACUAGGGGCUCGGGGAGAUAGUCUGUGGUCGUCCGGGUUCGGGUGCCUUUGCUUCUGACGACAGUAACGGAAACGCUAGUCGUUGCGAUCUUGGAAAAUUGUCUUGCGUCUGAUGUGCGUCGAUGUUCCACGACGACAACGACAAUAACCUGCACAACUCCGCCAGCCGAAUUCGAAACAUAGAGCCCUCCUUCAGUGAACGAGUGUCAACAAUGGGCCUCCUAACGAGCCUCUUCCCCUCUGAAGCCGACAAGCGCGCAACCGAAAUUCGCACGGGCGCCGUCGCGCCGUCGCGCGCCGAGCGCCAAAAGUGUUGGGAGGCGCGCGACGCCUAUUUCGCCUGCCUCGACGCAAACGCCAUCGUCGACGCGCUCAAGGACGAAAAGAAGGCGACGCGAGCGUGCGCGAGCCAGAGUGACCGUUUUGAGAAGGAUUGCGCUGCGCAGUGGGUCACAUAUUUCAAGAAGUGGCGGGUACAGGAUAUCCAAAAGAAGGCGAGGUUGAAGGAGCUCGAGGCGCAGGGGGCGAAUAAGAUGGAUGUGCAGGCGGAUUUCACCGAGAGGAGGUGAUCACAGUGAUAGCGCG